AUGACUCUCAGUAGUGUAGACCUUAUUCUUCAGAGAGCAGAGUUGCGAAGUCGCAACAAAAACCCUGCGCCGCUGCGCACUGCUUUCCGUGCCAAACUUUCAACUCUAAAGUCUGACUUAAAGAAGGCCACUACUCUGGCGAAACGGUUUAAAAAUUAUUCAGCAGAAUCUUCAGAAAAGAUAAUAUUAGCCCAACUUGAUACCCUAAAUUUUGGUAUGUUUCUCUCCGAAGCGGCUGAGGGAGUUGUGCAAUCGCUCUGCCAUGGGACAAAGAUGAAGUCAACUGACGUUUCGUCAUUUGUACUUGUAUGUUCAGAAGUGCAUCAGCGCUAUGAGGGAUUUUGGCCCCUAGUUCAGAAAGGACUGAAAGAGAGUGCAGAGAAGAUUGUUGACGUGAAUCUUGUCAAGACAGCAAUCGAGCGCAUAAAUGAAUCUGCAGAAUUGACAAGACCAACUGAGAGCGGUGACGGGAAUGUCCCAUUGACUGCUACUAGUAAUAUUAAUACCACUGCUACUAUUACUACUACUACUAGUAGUAGUAGUAAUAGUACAAAUACUACUCUUGCUUCUGGAACUGUAGUAACAUCAUAUACUUCUUUAACACCCUCUACUAGUGCUACUGCAUCAAAUUCGAACUCUGGAUCGAUCAGUAAGGUUCCAAUGGAAGAAUUUAAUCGACUUCGCAUAGUGGCUAGAGUUUUCUCUGAGUGGUGGUUAGUGGGACUUCUUGAAGAGGCUAAACCGUUACUAAAGCUUCUCAAGUUGAUGCAUAUUUUUUUGGAAAAACAUACUUCAUCAUCUUCUACUCCUUUGGUUGCUUCAACUAUUCUCUCAAUAAUAUUGCUUAUCGUGCGCAAGGUUGGAAUUGAACUUCUUGGAAAGGAGAAUACAUUAUUUUCUUCGGAUUUCAAUAAAGAAUUUAAAGAGGAAAAAUUAACAAGGCAUCUUCAUGACCUUUCUAGUUACUCUGGAGAGAUGGUAAGUGAUCAGAGUAAAACUACAGAUGCUACAGUAUUUCUACUUGGACCGGUAGGGUCUCGACUAACUUUUAAUCCCACAACGAAAUCUGUAGUUCACAUAGAUGACACUUUAGUUCAACAGAUGGAGGAGCUUAGUUGGGCAAGACUUUGUGAAACAUACAAACUUCCUGAAGAUUAUUACUGUAAACAUGAUGAAAGACAACAGUUUGCGUCAUUAUUGAUAUCCUCUGCAAGGACAAGUUUGAAAAUAUAUAAUGAUCGUAAAGAAAAACUUGAGACUAAGUGGCAUUCCAUGAGUGAGUCACAUGGAAGGGGUACUCGUAAUACUCCAGAGGAUAUACGCUUUCGAUUGUUUCAGGAGUAUGUUGAAGAGUUUUAUGUAUUGUGUGAUAAUCUACUUGGAAUGUUAGGUUUUAAGGCUCCAAAUCCAAUUGAUUUGUCUAUUAUAGAGCCCAAAAUUACUGGAGAGAUUAAAAUCACUUCUGUGGCAAAAGUAUUUCAUACUGUAAAAAAUGCAGAAUCAUAUAAUCGAUUUGAAGAUGAUGAAAAAAGGAUAUUUUAUGAAUAUUUGCCUGAUUUACAAGUAGUAUUAAAUGAUUUAAAACCGUUAUAUGAGGCUGGAAAAGCGAAUUGGGAUUUACUCUUAAGGCGUCAAGCUAUAAGUGGGGCAGUAGUUACAGAAUCAUCAUCAUCAUCAUCAUCAUCAUCAUUAUUAUUAGCAGGAUCAGGAACAGGGGAAGAAGUACGAAAAGGAGUAGUAGUAGUAGAAAGUGAGGAGUGUGAAAUAGAGAGUACCGAACUUGAUACGAGUCUAGAAAAUUCAGAAGAGAGUAGGUUCCCAUCUGUUAGCGAAGCUGCCGCAAUGAUGAAGCGUCGUCGACUUCGUAUGGUGGCGUUAGCUGUCCCUGCAUCAUUAUUUGAUAAUUAUUCAACCGUAUUACAAUUAUUGGAAGAACUGUUAGAGUGUAAUAGUGCUACUACCAUUGAUGAUUGGUGUGAUUCUUUCCUUCAAGAAGCUCUUCGACCGCUGCGUUGCGUCUCUGAAUCAGCUGCUGGGGCUUUGUUAUUCUUUUCAAAUUGUUUAAUGUUGUUAUCACUGGAACUUCGAGAUUACCCUCGUACACGCUAUCCUGAGAUGCUUCCAUAUAUGGCGCGUUGUGCUGCUAUAAUGUACCAGUAUUUUCCUCAGAUUGGAGAGUUUCUUGGUAAAAACCUAGAAGCACACUGGAGGCGAGUUUACAAACGAUAUACAGUUAGCGAAUCUGAUAUUGUUCUUGAAGGGUUACCAAUCUCCUCACCUCAGGUAAAGAGUAUACAUUUGCAGUCCCUUCGCCAUAUUGGUGUAACUGUGCGUUACUUGUGUGAGUUGAUGAAGUUUGAUGUAAUUCCACCAUCUCAGGUGAUAAACAUGAUGGUGUCAGCGGUGGAUGAUUUAACUCAUCCCUGCAGUGCAGUCACUCUCACUGCUGCCAUGAAGCACGGCGGAUUGUUCCUACUUCGUAAUCACCCAACACACAUCAAGACUGAUAGACUGUUUCAAAAACUUAAGAAGGCGUUGCCGGUGGCUUUACUUGAGGAUGACGUACGUGAAAUGAUCAAAUCGGCCUUUCACGCUUUAACACCUCCACCGCCACCUCCACGGUCUCGCCAUAGCGUUAAUACAAGCACACCGUCAACACUUGAACAGUACGCACGGUAUCUGUUGCAGUCGGUACUCUCAUCAGAGAAAUAUGACUUUGUGCGGACGCAGUUUCUCCGUAUGCCAUGGGCCGAUGUUGACGCCUGUCGAGGACUUUUACGUGCACUGCGGGCUCUACAGAAUGUGCGGUGGGACGCAGUGCCGCUUGUGGCGGAACUUGUCGCUGAUCUCUCCAACGCAGGACUCACCAGCGCAAUGCAGUGCAUUAUUGACGAGAUUAUAGAAGAUUUUCGCCGUGAUAUUGAGGUCCCUGCCUCUUUACUUUCAAGAACAAUAACAGGAAAAAUAAGAGGAGAAGGUGAUGGAGGAGGAGGUGGUGGUGGUGGAGGGCAUGUCUCUCAGAAGGAUUCGGUACGUGCUGUAUACCGAGUGCCGCAGUGGCGUUUUAUUGAUUGUGUAUUCCUGGCUCAUCUCUAUCGUGGACGUGUACUGACUAUUCGUUUCAUUGGUUACAUGGUGGCGAUGCUUCUUCUUUAUAAUCCCUUUGAAGAUCCUCCCAAAGAUGAUCACAUCCGUUUGCGGUGCUGUGUUACUCUCCUUACAGAGUGCGCUCCGUCUUUUCCUUGGUGGCGUGACCCACUUGAGGGAACUCGGGCUAGAAUAAAACGAAGAAUCUUUCGUAUGCGGGAACGUCUAGCUACAGUGCAUCAGCUUGUGCGAAAGUUCGUGGCACUUCUCCUUCAACAUCGGUACAGCCUCACAGAACCUAUCCCGCUAGACCUGCUUCAACGUUUGGAGGAACUCAUAAGUUUUUUUGAUGAACACAUGCGUCGUGAUGUUAAGGAACUGAAGGAAAUGCCCAUAAUGAAUAUAGAAAAACCAACAGAAGAGGAAAAAGAAAAGUCUAAUGAUGAGAAGGUGCGAGCUCAACUCUUACAAGAGGCUAUGACAACACCAGGGCUACCAAGUUUGGCAACAGCAGAAGAAGUCUCUGCCUUUAUAGAGGUGGUCAAAAGUGAGACAGUGCAUCCUGAUAACUUGUGGUAUGAGAAGGUGUGUGAAGCCGUUAUGGCGAGCUGUCGCGAUGAUGCACCGCUUUUUCGAGUAUUUCCUUCUCGUGUGGAUGAAAAACCACUUGGAUGUGAGAUCGAACGAAAAGAAACAACGGAAGCAUGGGGCGAACAUGUUGACUCCGAUGUGUUACUGGAGGAAACGGUACUAUCUAACACAGUUGCUGUCGACCAUAUCAGCGAUGCAGAUGAGAAUAGUCUUGUCUGUGAUUCUGAAGAAGACUCUAGCUCAUGCUAUUCCUCUUCAUCUUCAUCUUCUUGUGACUCUUCAGUUACCACAUGUAGUGAAGGUGAGAGUAGUCACAGUAGUGGAAGUAACUUGGACGAUAUUGACGAUGAGGAGACUGAGAGUGGCACUGAAGUUGGUAGUUAUACUGUUAAUGAUACAUCCAGCGUAUUCUCUAAAUCUGGGACCGAAGUAACAUACGAAGAAGAAGAUGAUGAAGAAGAGGAAGAGGAAGAAGAAGAAGAUGAUGAUGAAGAAGAAGAAGAAAUAGGACAAGAAAAUGAGAAUUUCACAGCGGCUGAGGCAUUGCGAAUGCGGCUUGAAGAAGCAGAACUGGACGCUGAACUGAAUGCGCUAAUGUCGAGGAAGCCCCACGAAACCUUGCCACACGCUGCACUUGCUAACUCGAAGGCUGGCGGCAUGGACCGUCUUGAACAGGAGUUGGCCAUGGGCAUUCGCCUAUAUCGUCAGCAACAACAACAACAGCAACGCUCCAGUACAACGACUUCCAAACCGAAUGAGGAACAGGAGAUUCGGUUCACACUUCUGCGGCGACCCAUGCCUGGUACGUCUACAACCGGAAAGACGGGAAGUACAAGUUUCCCGUCAGGCAAAGCAAUGGGUAGUAAGGGUAAUAACAACAACAACAACAAUGCUAAUGACAACAACGUAGUUUUGAGAAUUCCAUGUGACUCUGAUUUUGCUAAGAACGCGUUGUCGCUCCAAGAGCAGCAGCGACGUCAACAGAAAGAGUUGCGAGAUGCCAUUUUGCGUAUUACUCUUAUGCAGGAAGAGGAAGGUUGUGAAAAUGUGACCAAGUCAAGGGGGAAACGAUAA
Trypanosoma theileri is the source of this 4752-nucleotide messenger RNA. RefSeq lists its product as uncharacterized. Gene Ontology annotation, biological process: nuclear-transcribed mRNA catabolic process, nonsense-mediated decay. Gene Ontology annotation, cellular component: cytoplasm; exon-exon junction complex. The record is from RefSeq and is a predicted model, not a curated record. The coding region runs from base 1 to 4752 and encodes 1583 amino acids. The transcript has a single exon. NCBI's taxonomy places the organism in Eukaryota, Euglenozoa, Kinetoplastea, Trypanosomatida, Trypanosomatidae.